GAACUUCUUCACGGCACAAUGAAAACGCGUACAAAAUUCCACAGUAUCGAUAAAUGUCGGCUUUCUUCGCUUCUACUUCAACCUUUCUUGCUCAUUGUUUCGCCAGAAAAAAUCAGGAGAUAGGAUGCUAUGAACAACUAAAGCGACAAAAUGGCUGAAUCCCAAAACGUUAGUUCCUUGCCUCUGCCGCCAGUGCAAUACAUAAACAAUUACACUGAUGAGCGGGUGAAAAAUGGCACAGCGCCCGGACCCCCUGUACCAGUCAGUGAAAACUACAACAUGUUUGGGGCUGUGUUUACCCCAGACGACGUCAUCAUCAGGUCUCUGGAAUCGCAGAAUCUGCGUCGUCUCCACCCGAAGGUCUUCGAUCAUAGAAAAGAGUUGAAGAAGAUCAACCAUUCCAUCCUCUUCAAUUUUCUGGACAUGCUGGACGUGAUGGUCGCAGCUCCGGGGAGCAAGAAACGGGAGGAGAAAAUUGACGACAUCAAGCUGUUGUUCAUCCACAUGCAUCACCUGAUCAACGAGUUCCGGCCGCACCAGGCCAGAGAGACGCUGCGGGUCAUGAUGGAGGUGCAGAAGAGACAGCGGCUGGAGACGGCCGAACGCUUCCAGAAACACCUGGAGAAAGUGACGGAAAUACUGCAGAGCUGCUUCGGGUCCUUGCCGGACAACAUGGGACACAUCGACAGCAAGAUCGCCGCAAGGAUGGAACCCCAAGCUGAGGAGAGUGUGAUAAUGACUGAGGUGGAUUCCAAGGAGAAACAGGAAGAAACUAACGGACAGAAGGAGCUAGAGGCUUCCUUUUAUCACAAGGACAAGUUGAUGUGUAAUCUUGUAGACUCAAUAUAAUUUUUUUGUGGGUGUAAAUACUUGAAUAAAAGUCCAGUAUUGUGCAGACAAGGGAAAUACGCUCAUUGGAAAACAAGUGAACUGAAUUCAAUCGUGGUCCUUCACUUGGAGAAGCAUUGAACAGUUGUACAUUUUAAAGUAGAAUGAAUUAAUAAUUAUUACCUAGUACAUGUUUAUGAUUUUUUAAACUAGUCACAGCACUCUCCUUUUCAGGAACGAUAGAAACAGUACCUUUACAGGAAAGAGUUCCAUACAUUAAACCUGGACAUCACUUGACACCCUGUGCACAAACCCUAUGAGACUGGUCUAAGAAAUUCCAAGUGUUUUCUCAGUAAAUGCUUCAGUAUGUUCCCUUCUAAAUUUAACUUUUUAGGACAUGUUAUCGCUUUCUGAUGGCUGAUAGGUCACUGCAGGAAAAAAAUUAGUGAUGUCCAUGUAUGGAAUUCUUCCCCUGUUGCAAUGUAUUGCUAGAAUCAUUCUAGGUGCUCCCAGCCUUUAAAGAUGCAUUGUACCAUGAUCAUUACCAUUGCGUACAUGUUUUCUUAUUAAAGUAGUCUGAAGAAAAAUUAUUAUGAACAUGUUUGUACUUCACUACCAACCAUAGAUAUCUAAAUAUCAGCGAACAACACAAUCUUGAUCAAAUAUUUUGAGUGACCCGCCACUUGCUUUGUUUCUAAAUACAGCAGUGGCCCUUGCAUAUCUUUUCUGUUUUGUCAUUCAAAUGAACUUUAAAUGUUCUAUUUAGCACUUGCUGAAUUCAUCCAAGUGUCAAAUUAUAAAUUUAUAAAACAAAUCUUUGUGGAAAUGUAUUAUUUUUCAUGCACCAUUAUCAUUUUCAUGCUAAAAUGAAAAUUUGUCUUGAGUGCAUGUUAUUCCACUUUGAUGUGCUUGAUUAAAAGACCCCCUGUAACGUCAUGAAAA
Molecule: messenger RNA, 1770 nt
Organism: Patiria miniata (bat star)
Lineage: Eukaryota; Metazoa; Echinodermata; Asteroidea; Valvatida; Asterinidae
Gene: med7
Product: mediator of RNA polymerase II transcription subunit 7-like
Exons: 2
Coding region: 151-849 (232 amino acids)
Biological process (GO): regulation of transcription by RNA polymerase II
Cellular component (GO): core mediator complex; mediator complex
Molecular function (GO): transcription coregulator activity
Source: RefSeq, a predicted model, not a curated record